AUGGAAGGAGCGUCCUUUGGAGCGGGCCGGGCGGGGGGGGCCAUCGACCCCGUGGAUUUCCUGAAGCAGCCCCAGACUCUCCUCCGGGUGACCACCUGGAUCUUCUCCAUCGUGGUGUUCGGCUCCAUCGUGAACGAGUGCUACGUGAACAAGGACAGCCAGCACCCCCAGCUGCUCUGCAUCUUCAACGAGAAUGAGAGUGCCUGCAGCUACGGCAUCGCCGUGGGCGUCAUCGCCUUCUUCGGCUGCAUCUUCUUCUUCGUGGUGGAUCUGUACUUCCAGCAGAUCAGCAGCGUCAAGGAUCGCAAACGGGCCGUGCUGCUGGACCUGGGAUUUUCAGGUUUCCUGGCUUUCCUGUGGUUUGUAGCCUUCUGCUUCCUGGCAAACCAGUGGCAGAGGACGACGCUGACCAGGGGCUUCUCGCAGGGCGUGGACGCGGCGCGGGCAGCCAUCACCUUCUCCUUCUUCUCCAUCAUCAUCUGGGUGGUGCUGGCUCUGCGGGCACUGCAGCGGUACCGCCUGGGCACGGACAUGUCCCUGUUCGCCACCGAGCAGUUCGGCACCGACCCCGGCGCGUCCUACCCCGCUUAUCCCGGCGGCAGCAGCGGCGUGGAGAGCACGGAGACCUACCAGAGCCCCCCGUUCACCGAGACCUUAGAGCCCAACCCCAAAGGUUACCAAGUGCCAGCGUACUGA
Molecule: messenger RNA, 696 nt
Organism: Cinclus cinclus
Lineage: Eukaryota; Metazoa; Chordata; Aves; Passeriformes; Cinclidae
Gene: SYNGR3
Product: synaptogyrin 3
Exons: 4
Coding region: 1-696 (231 amino acids)
Cellular component (GO): neuromuscular junction; synaptic vesicle membrane
Source: RefSeq, a predicted model, not a curated record